This is a messenger RNA of Aethina tumida (small hive beetle), 1172 nucleotides long. RefSeq names its product serine protease SP24D. The coding region runs from base 154 to 897 and encodes 247 amino acids. The record is from RefSeq and is a predicted model, not a curated record. Gene Ontology annotation, biological process: proteolysis. Lineage: Eukaryota; Metazoa; Arthropoda; Insecta; Coleoptera; Nitidulidae. Gene Ontology annotation, molecular function: serine-type endopeptidase activity. The transcript has 7 exons.
GAGCUUGAGUCACAGAAACAAUGGGAAGUAUUGCAAAUAUAUUGUUUGUGUCCGUAUAAUUGCAGGUUUUAAAUUCCAAUAUGUGUAUGCAUAAAUUAUAAUCUAAUCUAUAUAUAUAUAUUGGUGUAAAUAUUGUAUUUUAGUUGACGCAUCAUGCUUCUGCAAAAGAUAUUAUUUAUAGCACUUAUAUCGGUUUUAGGAAUGGGAAAACAUGUUAGCAAAAGAUUGUUAAGUGAUUCAAAGAUUUAUGGAGGGAAACUAAAAAAAGAUGUCGACUACAUUGUAGCUAUUGCUGGAACUAAAACAAGUUUAUUUUGUGGUGGAACUAUAAUAAGCAAAUAUUUCAUUCUGACGGCACGGCAUUGUCCCUGUAUCUACCAAAGCAACAAAUACAUACCGAAAACUGAUAAUUUCACGGUGAGUUACGGAAAAUCUAAUUUUAUGUUAGGCACAAGAAAAGCCACAUCCAAGAUAUAUUGUCAUGAAACUCAAGAUAUAGCCAUACUUCGGUUACAAAGUGAACUUCCGGAAUUCGAAGCCUGGAGAAUUGCAACAUUGGCUGACACUUACGACGUCGGUGAUGGUAAUAUUGCCUUGGCAGCCGGAUGGGGAAAAUCGUCGCAAAAUGGUACAGUUGUGAAAUCAUUGCAUCAAAUCAAACUGGAGAUUUACCCUACAUGUUACUGGGACCACGUUAUUUGCUUUGGAUCUUCUAAUGGAAGUAUUUGUGAAGGUGAUUCUGGGUCUCCCUUGACAAUUGAUGGCGUAGUUAUUGGUGUCAUCAGUUUUUUAUCAGCCUCCUGUGGACCUUCAAACGCUAGUUAUCCUAACGGAGCAGUAAACGUCUCAUCUGUUUAUAAUUGGAUAGCAAAUAUCGCAGACAUUAAUCCUAAUUAAUUCUACGUAAUUGCCCAAUUAUAUUUGGUGAAAUAAAUUAUCUACCGUAUUAGAAAUUUAUCAAAACCUAAUAAAGAUAAGCCCCACAUGGAGCAUUUUAUUAUCAAGUUGCAUAAAUAAAGGGAAUGGGCAUUGAGUAAAUACUUCCACAUAGCGGUAUAUUUACUAUAGUAGUUGUUUUAUAAAAAGCUUUUGUGUUACAAUUUACAAUUUACUGAACUGUGUAAAUGUAAUAAACACAUACUCGGACUGUAAUAAAUGUUUAUAAACCUUUA